Molecule: messenger RNA, 1317 nt
Organism: Rotaria sp. Silwood2
Lineage: Eukaryota; Metazoa; Rotifera; Eurotatoria; Philodinida; Philodinidae
Source: the annotation of a GenBank genome assembly
AUGAUUUUUACUAGUGAACCAAUUGAAGUUAAAGAAGAUGCCACAGAAACGCUUGUACUUGCACUCGAUGCAUUCAUUCAACAGUUUCGUGCUAAGUUAAGCUUUACUACUGACGGUCUCUCAUUUGAAGGGAGUGCUCAUCGCACAGCAACUGGUAUAGCUGAUUUAGGUAGUGCUCAUUUACUUGCUAGUAAACAUAUAACUUCUGCUAGGUUUGCUCUUAUUGUUGAUUUGGAUUAUGAUAACAUUGCUCAAUCAGAACAAAGUAUGCAACAAUUUUUGUUGGCCUUUGUCGAUGCUGUUGCUCAAGAUCUUUCCUGUGAAAAUGAUUUUGUUCGUGUCACAUUUGUCGAGAGAUCAAAGAAGCGUGAACGAAAGGCUGAAGUCAAUUUGAGUCGUCCAUUCAAUACUAUGGCACGUUUUCGAGCAGUUCGGAAUGAAACAAAUUAUUCAAAUGAUUUUACUAGUGAACCAAUUGAAGUUAAAGAAGAUGCCACAGAAACGCUUGUACUUGCACUCGAUGCAUUCAUUCAACAGUUUGGUGCUAAGUUAAGUUUUACUACUGAAGGUCUCUCAUUUGAAGGGAGUGCUCAUCGCACAGCAACUGGUAUAGCUGAUUUAGGUAGUGCUCAUUUACUUGCUAGUGAACAUAUAACUUCUGCUAAGUUUGCUCUUAUUGUUGAUUUGGAUUAUGAUAACAUUGCUCAAUCAAAACAAAGUAUGCAACAAUUUUUGUUGGCCUUUGUCGAUGCUGUUGCUCAAGAUCUUUCCUGUGAAAAUGAUUUUGUUCGUGUCACAUCUGUCGAGAGAUCAAAGAAGCGUGAACGAAAAGCUGAAUGGACGCCAAUUUUAUCGUAUUUACAGCUUCAGCCAUUUGAUUUCGAUCCAAAACACAAUUAUGAUUAUACAAAACCAGAUGUACCUGCAGAAUUGAUGCGUGGCGAUCUUCCGUACUAUUUACCAAUCGGUUGGUUUCGUCAUGCACUCAAAGUCGAUAAUAAAUAUAAGGAUGGUUCAGCUUGGCUUGGCUCUAGCAAUGGUCCAGGAGAAUGGCCAGUCGUUUUCCACGGUACGAAAUCAAAAGCAGUAAAAGGCAUUACAGAUCAAGGUUUGCUAGUCAGUAGCGUCAAAACAGAUCUUAUGAGUCAUGAAGCAAUGCAACAGAAAGGUGAAGAAGUAAAUCGACCUGGAUUGAAUGUAGCGACACACUGUAACGGCGGAUCUCAUCCUUUUUUAUACGGAAACGUUCGAAGUAAAAACAUCACCGGAAAAAACCGAUGGAUUUCAAGUUGUUUUCCAAUGUCGGGUGAGACCUAA